AUUGAUAAAACUUGUGUUUUUUUUUCUGGCAAUAUGCUCUUAAAACUAUAUACGCGAAAUCCAAAGGUUUUACACAUUUUCUAUCAAUUUGAAAUGACAAAUUGAGAUUCGACCGCUGAUCAUUCGUCAAUCCGUUUUCUGAAUUUCUAUCGCAUUCAUAAAUACUCAGAUGCAUAAUUUGAUAUAGUCCUCUGCAAGUCGAUUAACUGUAAUGGUAAUUUUAAUUUUAAUUUGAUUACAAAAGGCGAAAUACGCGUCCAUUCCCAGCCCUCACUCUUUCAGAACAAUAAAUCUCGGAUUAGCUAGAUUGGAUUGACAGGAUGGCGUAUGAAUUGAGCGAACAGAAAAAGAUUGGUCUUGGUCUAAUUGGGUUUGGUAUAUUCUUCACCUUUCUUGCUGUAAUUCUCUUUUUCGACAGAGGUUUGCUAGCUCUUGGAAAUAUCUUUUGGCUGACUGGUGUAGCCAUUUUACUAGGCUGGCGAUCAACAUUGCAACUCUUCACAGACCGGAGGAAUUAUAAGGGUUCAGUUUCCUUUCUUCUCGGAAUAUUCUUUAUAUUUGUCCGCUGGCCAGUAGUUGGUAUACUUGUGGAGAUGUAUGGCUGCAUUGUUCUUUUCAGUGGUUUCUGGCCCUCAAUAAAGGCAUUUCUUUACCAGAUUCCAGUAAUUGGCUGGAUUUUACAGUAUCCCGCACUGCUUAUUAAUCAGUUCACGAAGAGGUCUGCUUGACGGUUUUGAUCAGUUCUAAAGAUUUCGAGCAGUAGGAACAUUAUGCACGGGGAGGUACUUAAAUCUCUUCUUUCGAUCAAUCUUCGGUUAAAUGUUGCUUUGUCACACUGUCAAAAAUAUGAGCUUUUUUAGGUGACUUGAAGAAAACAUAAUAUUCAAACAUUUGUAGUGGUUAUCUGGUUGUGUAGAUUAAUGAAAUUAAAUUUGGUAGUUACAAACUGUACUGCCUGCAAGAAAUAAUGAGGGAGUGAAUGAGGUGUGUGAUGUUACAUUUAAUGAGGAGUGAAUGAUGUUACAUCUAUAUAUUACAACGUUUAUAUGAUGGUAUAUAGCAUAAAA
Molecule: messenger RNA, 1067 nt
Organism: Salvia splendens (bonfire salvia)
Lineage: Eukaryota; Viridiplantae; Streptophyta; Magnoliopsida; Lamiales; Lamiaceae
Product: vesicle transport protein GOT1
Exons: 7
Coding region: 321-728 (135 amino acids)
Biological process (GO): endoplasmic reticulum to Golgi vesicle-mediated transport; retrograde transport, endosome to Golgi
Source: RefSeq, a predicted model, not a curated record